UAGUCGUCUAGACCAGUCGCACGAGACACUAGUCACAUACGCAAAGGCACACUGCAUUGGUACAAUCUGUCAACAAAGCCCAGACUAUAAACAAUCGCGCUGUUUUCCGCCAGGAUUAGUGUAAAACUAAAAAUUUUAUUUUGGGAUGGAAUCUUGAGAUAUUGCAAGAUAAAACUAUGGAAAAGCCAGGUGUACCAUGCCGUUGUUCUAAGAGUAAGAACAGGUGUGUUGCUUGCAAACCUGGGCAGGCCCUUGAUCUCGAUGCAGCCCUGCAAGAACUGGGUGCCCUCAACGGGGCAACUGACAAGCAAGAAAACACCCUGAGACAUAGACGGCAAAAUGAGCCCAAAAUUUGCUUUGAGCAAAGUCCUCCAAUUUGGAUUAAUAGCUCUACCUCAAUUAGUACUAAUAAUGUUGUGCCUGCAUUUCCACUACGGGUGGAUACAGAGUACAUCAAAGACCCACCUCAACAACCACCAAACUCUCCAGUAUCUCCUCAGUUACCAUAUGAGCAAUUUAGAAUGAGGGAAGAUCCUCUACCCCUGAGAUGCGAAUGGGAUAAUCGUGGCCGUAGGGUUAGUAUGAAAGGGCGACAGCGCAUGCUUUCGGGACCGGAUAGUAGCAGCAGUCACAACGACCGAUAUUCUGAACGAAUGAGAGACCGAAGUAGUUGGUCACGACCAUAUCGCAUCCCUCGACCCAAGUUGCUCAACAUGGGCCACUGUUCCAGAAUACGGACCAUCAGUGCUUUAUUGCAUGAAGAGUCUGACGUCAGAUUACCCACAAUUAGAGAUACUAGUCCGGUCGCCAACACGGCCGAGCCAAGAUUGAGAGAUAUGAGCGAUGCUCUUAGGUGCAUGGCCAUUGGGGAAGGUCUCACGAAGACUAUAGAUAAUUCUGAAUGUAGUAUGAAUUUUCCUCGUUCCCGUUCGGCGGAGAACCUGGAACGCCGAGUGAUGGAUGUGGCAGCCACCACUUUAGAUGUCGUCUCAGAGAAAAUUGAAAAGCUUCAUGUGAAUUGAAGUGCUCGCUUACUACCUAUUCGUCCAAUCAACCGCCCCAAAAUCUCUUUGUAUCUCCCUUUUUUUUCUAUCUAUUUUCUCUUGUUUUGGCAUUUGCUGCUCAAAAUUGUUUUUUUUAUUUUUAUUUAUUUAUUUUUUUUUUGCUAGGAAAAAAUACUGUUUACAAAAACUGCCAAAAAAAUUUACCAAUUAAAAUCUAACCAUCUUUCUCUCGUGAAACGUUACCUGAUUUUUUCUCGGACUAGAUGACUAAAGCCGAAAUUUUUUCGGUUUUGCCGGUUUGAUUGUGAAACAAGAUUACGUGGCGAAUGGCUAAAUACCAACCAUCACUUGCAUUCCAUUCAUCAUUAAAUUGGCUGAUGGAAGCUCAUUCUUGCUCUCACUUUUGAACGGCGCCUUGUUUCUCCGACGUCCUUUUUGAAAUCGCUUCACUGUUUUUGUCUUUGCAAGGAGAAAAAGAGAAUGGUGGGUUUGGGGGAGCUAUUUAAAGUGGCGAAAAGAUGAGACGAAUAAUAGCAAAAAGGCCGUCUUUCAAUCUCUAUCUCUCCCUUCCUUGUAAAAGUAUUGUGGGAAUGACGUAAUACAGUUUCGACAUGUUUCUACUUGCUAAAGGCCGUUUGCUCCUCAAAGUACCUACUUUAGCACACAGCUGGAGUUAAUUGGGUCUUUUCAUAACAACAGGUGAUUUAACGCUCAUGUUUUCUGUAUGUAUCACGAGUCAAUUCUCUCAUGUUCACCUGGAUUUUUCUUUCUCGUUUUGUGGGAGGUGAGAACGACCAGGCGAACGAUAGUGAACGAUGACGCCCGGGUCCUUGGUGGUUUUCUGCCCAUGUGUCCUUGGAAGAAAAUUCUUUUCUUUUCUGGCAACAUAAUUUUUCUCUAUUUUUUAUUUUAUUUUAUUUUUUCCAGUUCAGCUCUUUUCCAGCCCCGCAUUCACGUACCGACGCCGGCCGGGGCCACUGAGCUUAUUUCGUUUUCUUUGUGGGUUACGCUCCAAUGGCCGAGCGGAAAUUCAGCGUCGCAUUCGUGCCGAAUAUUUCCAAGGGUACCUGGAGUUGGAGAGCCUGUAUGUGUGCAACAUUGAUAAUUUUGCAAUUGACGGAAGAGAAUGUCGUGCGCGUUCUCGUUAACGGCGGACGUGACAGGUUUGCCCAUGGGGCUCCAGAAACCGUACUAUUUCAACCAAAAACCAAGGCGAAAGCGAAAAAGAAAAGAGAAGAAACAAAAAAUUGUCUAGUGAACAAGAAGUGCACCUGUCUGGUCAUCGGUUCCGGUUGGAUGUAUAGCCGCCUUAUACAACAUUCAGGCUGAUGAAAUCAAACGACAAAAAAUAUAUAUAUUGGCCAGUUGUUUUGUUUCCCGUAGUGGAUGAAUCAGUGAUGGAAGCGACGUGCGUAUACGAAUGAAUCGAGCAUCGACUCGAGGAAACAAUGGCAAAGAAGAAAAGGAAACCCGAAAGAGGCCAGCAGACAUUACCAAUGGGGGUGGGGUAAUUUUUUUUUUUUCGGACGUGUUGCCCGCUGGAGGAUGACGGAGGCUAUAAACUCGAUGGCGUCCGCUGGCUGGUAGCUCCAGUUGCGCUUUAGCAGCCACCUGUACCGGUACGACUCGUUCGAGCUCACGAAGGAGGAAGCCACUUCCUUAUCAACACCUUCCCCCCCGACUCUACGGUAUAGCCAAGACCAGUCCAUCUGGUCCAGCUUCUAUUCAUCUUUCCAAGAAAGUGAAGUGGUCGUGCGACGAAAGAGGUCCAGCGCAACUAGCCAUUGUCCUAACGGGCUGCCCUCUCGAAUCGUGCGCAUUCGCCGCCCAGCCGCUUAAAGCUCCGCUUCUUUGACUUUAUUCGCUCAACAACUCGACAACAAAAUGCGCGAGGUGAUUUCUAUUCAUGUUGGCCAAGCCGGAGUCCAGAUGGGCAACUCUUGCUGGGAAUUGUAUUGCCUGGAACAUGGAAUCCGACCCGAUGGCAUUCUCUCUGAAUCCCGUCCACCUCAAGCGAGCGGCGGAAGUAAUUCACCCAGCACGUUUGGAACGUUUUUCAGUGAGACGGCCAGCAAUAAACAAGUGCCGAGAGCGCUUUUCGUCGAUUUGGAACCGUCCGUCGUUGACACGGUUCGCACGGGCACCUACCGUCAGCUGUUCCAUCCGGAUCAAUUGAUAACGGGCAAGGAAGAUGCAGCCAAUAAUUACGCUCGAGGUCAUUACACGGUCGGUCGCGAGAUCGCCGAUGUUGUCUCGGAUCGCAUCCGCCGCCUGGUCGAAAAUUGCGUCGGCCUCCAGGGCUUUUUGGUCUUUCACUCGUUUGGAGGCGGAUCGGGAUCGGGAUUCACUUCGCUGCUGAUGGAACGCCUGUCGGUCGAUUACGGCAAAAAGAGUAAAUUGCAGUUUUGCGUUUAUCCCGCUCCUCAGGUAUCCACGGCCGUUGUUGAACCGUACAAUUCCAUCUUGACUACCCACACGACGCUGGAACAUUCGGAUUGCGCUUUUAUGGUGGAUAACGAAGCUAUUUACGACAUUUGCCGUCGUAAUUUGUCUAUUGAACGACCCACUUAUACCAAUUUGAACCGUUUGAUUGGUCAAAUUGUUUCCUCCAUUACGGCCUCGCUCCGUUUCGAAGGUGCUCUCAACGUCGAUUUAACCGAGUUCCAGACCAAUUUGGUGCCUUACCCGAGGAUUCAUUUUCCGUUGGUGACUUACGCCCCCAUGCUGUCGGCCGAAAAGGCCUAUCACGAACAAUUAAGCGUCGCUGAAAUCACGUCCGCUUGUUUCGAGCCCAACAACCAAAUGGUCAAGUGCGACCCUCGCAAAGGGAAAUACAUGGCCGUUUGUCUGCUGUACCGCGGUGACGUGGUGCCCAAAGACGUCAACGGCGCCAUCGCCUCGAUGAAAAGCAAACGGACAAUUCAAUUCGUCGAUUGGUGCCCCACCGGUUUCAAAGUGGGGAUCAAUUAUCAAGCGCCGACCAUCGUUCCGGGGGGCGAUUUGGCCGCUAUGCAACGGUCCGUCUGCAUGAUAUCCAACACCACUGCCAUUGUGGAGGCAUGGGGCCGGCUCAAUCACAAAUUCGAUUUACUUUACACCAAACGAGCCUUCGUUCACUGGUACGUGGGCGAAGGGAUGGAGGAGGGCGAGUUCUCGGAAGCCCGCGAAGAUUUGGCCGCUCUUGAAAAAGAUUACGAAGAAGUAGCCAUGGAGGACUUGUCCGACUCGGAUGGCGUCAUCGGCGAUGAAUAUUGACCGAGAUGAGAUGAAGAAAGAAGAAAAAAAUAAUAAUAAUAAUAAAAUAUUUUGUUGGCGUUUAAAAUAAUCUCUUUUUUUUGUCUUUUUAUCUAUCAAUGGCCUACAUUUUUCAUUUCUGACAGAUGUGUUUUUUUUUAAUUAUUUCUUUAAUCUUUGAAUUAAAUUUCCAUUGGCAGAUGUAAUGGCUUGUUCGUGUAUACCGAGUGUGUGUUUUUUCUUGGGUGGUCAUUAAACGAGAUUUUUUUGUCUAUUGUCACCGA
Daphnia pulex (common water flea) is the source of this 4522-nucleotide messenger RNA. Its product is annotated as tubulin alpha-8 chain-like. The transcript has 16 exons. Gene Ontology annotation, molecular function: structural constituent of cytoskeleton; GTP binding. Gene Ontology annotation, cellular component: cytoplasm; microtubule. NCBI's taxonomy places the organism in Eukaryota, Metazoa, Arthropoda, Branchiopoda, Diplostraca, Daphniidae. The record is from RefSeq and is a predicted model, not a curated record. Gene Ontology annotation, biological process: microtubule cytoskeleton organization; mitotic cell cycle. The coding region runs from base 2889 to 4259 and encodes 456 amino acids.